Molecule: messenger RNA, 2532 nt
Organism: Pocillopora damicornis (cauliflower coral)
Lineage: Eukaryota; Metazoa; Cnidaria; Anthozoa; Scleractinia; Pocilloporidae
Product: short transient receptor potential channel 4
Biological process (GO): calcium ion transmembrane transport; regulation of cytosolic calcium ion concentration
Cellular component (GO): plasma membrane; cation channel complex
Molecular function (GO): inositol 1,4,5 trisphosphate binding; store-operated calcium channel activity
Source: RefSeq, a predicted model, not a curated record
AUGGAGUUUGUAGCAAGCCCAAAAUGUCAGUGGAUUCUUAACGAGAUUAUAUACUAUGAAUGGCCUGGUUGGCGGGAUAAAAGCAGACUGACCAAACUGGCUUGGUUCUUCUGCCAACUACUGCUUGUAGCAGUAUCGAGCGUCUUCUACAUACCGACACGGUUGGUUCGUAAAUUUUCUCAUUGCUGUAACAAUGAGAAGAUUUGGGAAUUCAGAGAGCUUUAUGAGCAUCCCUAUUCCAAGUUUAUUAACCACACGAUGUGGUAUCUGGUGUUUCUCUCAAUGAUAUUCUUGACCUCCUUUGACCACAAGUUUGAAACUUCAACGACUGGGCUGAUAUGGCGUGACUAUGUGGUGCUUUCGUUUGUUCUUGGCUUACUUCUACAGGAAUUUCUCGAAGCUCGCAGACAAGGAAUUUACAUUUAUAUAUCAAAGUGGUGGAAUGUCGUAGACACGCUGAUCAUCUUGACUUUUCUGGCGUCCUUCGCUGUGUGGUUGCUCUCCUGUCUGUACUUUAGAAAAUGGAAACCUGAGGAAGCAGCGUUUGUUCUAGCCGAUGUGUUGUACGCAAGUGCAUCCGUUAUGGCAUAUUUUCACCUGACGCAUAUAUUUCAGGUUGAUUCGAUACUUGGCCCUCUACAGCUGUCACUUUACAAAAUGCUCAAAGAUGUGCAAAGAUUCUUCUUUAUCUUCCUUGUGCUGUAUUUCUCGUUUGCUAAUGGCGUCAUAAAAGUCUACUCUUACUAUGUAACCUCGAAAACUGAACUGCAGAGAAAUUGGAACCACACUGAGAAUGAGGAAUCCCAUCCGUACGGGGAUAUCUCUUUGUUUCAGGCACGCAUGAAGGUAAUGAACGGAUUAGUUGUGGAGUAUCUUAUUGAUCGCUACGAAGAUAAAUGGAAGGAGCCCACGGUAAAAACAGGAGCAACGCGCCCUUAAACGCAGUCCUUUUCCUCGGUUUUCGUUCUUAAACAGGUCAAUACUGAAGUCUCUGGAUUUAGAUAUACACUAGCAUUCAUUUGGUGCCCGGAUAUUUGUCCGCGGACAUUAUCUGAUUUGAGUAGCGAGCAGUUCAGGAGAGCGAUACUAGAGAAUACAUGUGAGCUUCGAGGAACAGAUAACGUCAAUUUUAAAGAAAGACUUCCAUCGCAUUGGAACAUUUUCGGUCACAUCAUGCACGUAUUAAAACCGAUCGCGUGUGAGUGAACGUAUGUGAUGGAUUGAAACCGGUGAUAUUUCUUAGAUAAUAUUUCCCAAUUGUCAGAAUUUGUGUGAAAUUGCGAUGUCGGAAAACCGUUCGCAUUCCGCAAUCAGAUAAUGUCUACGAAUAUAAGUAGCGGAGUAUAUUUUGAACCAAAUAGAGGCUAUUGUGCGUUUUUCUCUGUUUUAUCCGAGGAUUUUUGAGCACCGUAAUAUUUUAGCAACAAAUCGUGCAUGAGCGAAAUUAAUUGAUGAUGAUUUUAAACAUUCUCCAGAAAAGAAAUAUGUUGCUUAAGGUUAGUCUUCAUUUGUAGCCGGUCAGACAGUUAAAAUAUCUAUAUUUGGUGUUACCAACAAUUAGUUAUCGGAAUUCAAGCACCUAACAUAUCAGUUUUUGAAUGACAGUUACAAAGAUAUGGCAUGUUUAGGUUACAAAUAGAAUAGAAAUUAUUUAAUUUUUGUAGAGACUAAACUACUGACGACGAUAUAGGGCAGUUGUGUCUUUAUAUCUACAUGUGGACCAUUUAUUUUUAGCAUAAUAUUAUACUUUCUCCAUACGUUGUUAGAAUAUUGUAGACUAAUAUGAUAUUAUCAAGCUUUUUCCGCAGGUAAUCGUUCGGCACUUUACCAAUUGGGGGAAGUGCUUCCUCGACUACAAGUGAUUAUGAAAUUUUAUCAGAAAAUAUUAGAGAUUUUUUAAUCUUUUACUCCCAAGAUCUCAAUAGUAAUUCUCCUUAUCGUCUGUCAUACAUUUCGUAUAAUGUAACUUUGGAGAAUUUGGUAUUAAAUCAACCAAUAAUCUAAUUGUUGAUAAUUUUUCUUUAGUCUCAUAAUUGUUCUUUUUGACAUUGUGUUGAUUUUGUAAGGAGCAAUUAUGCCUUAGUCACUCAUAGGAGUUCAGGGUUAAUGCAAUAACCUAUAAGCGCUGGCGGACUUGGGUCUUUUGCAUCGAAUCAACUGCAGCAUGGAGCGUUGGAAGUUGUUGUCCUAAAAAUUAAAUUGUUUUCCUAAGCACUAAGACAAUAGUUAGCAAUUUCAACUUCAAGUCAAGUUUCCGUGACGGCAUCAGAACUAGUGGCAGUUCCCGGAUGUACCUGACUGCGUGACAAGAGUUGUUGUCGAUUCCUUAGUGCCUUUAUGUAAAUCUGUAGUAACGUGCACUUAUCUAUAUGCAUGGCCAGAAACGUGUUGAAAAUUAUUUAAAUAUACGUUCUAUUUAUAUGUUCCUUCCGUUAUUGCCUCAAAAGCGAAAAUACUCAUUAAUAUUACAACAGCAUAGAUAUAGACAGCAUAAAUUUCGCAAUAAACAGAAUGGAUAUAGGAACCUGAAAA